Dovyalis caffra is the source of this 432-nucleotide messenger RNA. NCBI's taxonomy places the organism in Eukaryota, Viridiplantae, Streptophyta, Magnoliopsida, Malpighiales, Salicaceae. The record is from the annotation of a GenBank genome assembly.
AUGGAAGGUGAUUUAUUUUCAGGCUUGAGCAAUGGAAACCAAGUAGAUGGCAAGGUUUUGCAAACAUUCCAGAAGAGUUUUGUGCAAGUUCAAGGCAUUCUGGAUCAAAACAGGUUGCUAAUCAAUGAAAUAAACCAAAACCACGAAUCGAAGAUCCCGGACAACUUGACUCGAAAUGUUGGUUUGAUUAAGGAGCUAAACAAUAACAUUAGAAGGGUGGUCGAUCUUUAUGCUGAUCUUUCAAGCAAUUUCACUAGGUCAAUGGAACCUUCAUCAGAAGGUGAAUCAAGUGGAAUAUUGAAGUCCAAUGGAAAGGCCAAUUCGAAGAGAAUUAGAUCCGGUAAACUUUGUAUUUCUGUGUGGUAUUCGUUGAAUCAUUUAUUAGCUUUCUUGAUUGGGAUGGAUAUGAGGAUGAUUGCUGCAAAUGGGUAG